AUGUUUACAUUCCGCGCAGGUCAACCCCCACAGCGUCCACCAACUCUCGCACCCAACCCUGCGCUCGGGGGGCCCUUCCGCGGGCCCUAUCAAGGCUAUGGGAUGCCCCAGCGGAACGUCACACCAGCAUACCCGAUUCUGCCUAACCAGCGGACGGUCGUGCCUCAGCCAUCACCCAAUUUCCUGCAGCAGCGCGGGCAAAGCAAUUUCCCGUUCAACGCUGCCGGCCUCCAGCAACAGCAGGCGCAAACGCCAGCCCAGCUCUCCGCACAGCAGACGACGCUUGCGCAUGCAGCUCACCAGCAACAAACGCAAGGGUCCGGCGCCAGUUCGACCCUUCCCCCGCACUUAGCGCAAAAUGCAGCGCCCAGUCUCGGGACGGCCCCCUCGGUGUCGUCGCAAAGCGAGGUUGGCCUCGAUCCGAAUGACUUCCCCGCACUGGGAGCAACGCCCGCGAACAACUCAUCGGCGGCAUCAAGUGGGAACACCGCGAGCUAUGCGACGCAGGCGGGGACAGGAGCGGGGGCUAGCGGGGCGCAGGCUGGGAAUGGGGCAGCGGUCAAUCAACCACGAGACUUCACGGCGGAAGACUUCCCUGCACUAGGAGGACAAAGCCAGGCGACACCGCAACAGGCGCAACAAGCUCAACAAACACCUACAGAGGGGCACCCCCCCGGGUUGAACGGCUUUCAGCACGCAGACCAGCAACAUCGACAGAACCUCCUCGGCUCGCUAACAAGCGGGGCUCCGGGGCAGCAGCAACCUGGGUUGUUGAAUUUGGGGCAGACGAGAAAUGUGCAUCCGGGCUUCCAGUCUGAGGCGGACAAGCAACGGACGUACCCUGUGAAGAACAACCACGCCAACGCUGCAGCGUGGAACUCCCCCAAUGUAAAUCCCAGCGCACAGCAAGUGGGAACUUUCCCUAACGGGCAACAAAACCAUGUCCAGAACGCGCAGUCACAAACACCCGGGCAGCAGCCACAACAGCAGCAAGGACAGCAUUUGAACGCUCCCCCAGGCGUACCACCACCAGCCUUCUCCUCCCAGCAACCAACACCUGCGCAGCAGACGCCAUACGUUGCGAAUGGAACCGUUGCAGUGCCACAAACGCCGGCCCAGCAAGUACUCAUGUCACCCGCGGACCGCUGGGGGCUUCUGGGGCUACUAGCGCUCAUCAAGAGCGGGGACCCCGAUUCAAGUCUGCUCGCAAUAGGCACAGACCUGGGGACGAUGGGGCUGGACAUGCAGAAUCCUGGAAGCCUAUACUCAACGUUCAUCACCCCUUGGGCCGACUCGUCAGCCGCGCAUACAGUAGAACCAGACUUCCACUUGCCGGCGUGCUACAACGUGCAACCGCCUCCACCGGGGCCGAACAAGGCUGCUGCGUUCAGCGAUGAGACGCUGUUCUUCAUGUUCUACGCGUCGCCGCGAGAUGCCCUGCAGGAAAUCGCUGCACAGGAGCUGUACAACCGGAAUUGGCGGUACCACAAGGAGCUGCGUCUCUGGCUCACGAAGGAAACCGGCACCCAGGCAUCACAGAAGGUGCCCGGAGGCGAGCAAGGCACGUACUCGUACUGGGAUCCGGAGAUGUGGGAGAAGGCCCGCAAGGAGAUGACGGUGCUCUACUCCGACCUCGAGGAGAAGAGCCACCCACUGUUCGCGCCCGGCCAGACACUGCAGAUCAACGCGCCCCCGCAGCCGCACACGCCUGCCCAGCCCGCGCGAGUGGGCUCCGCAUUCCAGGGCAUCGCCAUGGGCGCGAUGUGA
This is a messenger RNA of Trametes versicolor FP-101664 SS1, 1767 nucleotides long. RefSeq lists its product as uncharacterized. The coding region runs from base 1 to 1767 and encodes 588 amino acids. The record is from RefSeq and is a predicted model, not a curated record. Gene Ontology annotation, biological process: nuclear-transcribed mRNA poly(A) tail shortening; regulation of DNA-templated transcription. NCBI's taxonomy places the organism in Eukaryota, Fungi, Basidiomycota, Agaricomycetes, Polyporales, Polyporaceae. Gene Ontology annotation, cellular component: CCR4-NOT core complex; P-body. The transcript has 5 exons.